GCUCUUGACAGCGAAAGUUGUUUGAAAAUGGCGUCCUCAAUAGUUUCACGGUAACCACUUGAUAUGAUGGAUUAGCCUCUACACAAGCCAUGUAGUUGGAGAUUUGGUCAGCGUGAUUGUUUCAGCUGUAAAUAGUUACGACAUUGCUUUUAAUCCAAUGAUGAGGAAAAAUUAAUCCAGAAGAAAGACACAACCCAGUGAUACAGUUUCAACUCGAUCAAGCAGGUGCGUGUUCAGACAUCAAAGCCAUGAUGGAACCAGUAGACAAGGUCCUGAUACAGCAGAACAAGAUCAACAAGAUCCAGGGUCAGAUCGAGAAGGUGGAGCAGCAGAUGAUGGAGCAGUCGUCGAUCCUGGGCCACAUCGAGCAUCUGCACGGAGUGGAGGAGCAGAGGACAAAGCGCAUCAUGCAUCGUCUGGGCAAGAGAAACUAUGUCCUGAAUAACGAGGUGGAGAGACUAUAUGGGAAACAGAACACCAGGAGAUUCAGUGACACUCCUUUGGGGUCAGGGGUCAUGAAUGACAUCAUGUAUCAUCGUACAAAGGAGCACUCCCUCGCACAACAAGAAGCGUCCCUGAAAAUACAAUACCUGAAGAAGGAACGCCAGAGGCUCCAGGAUGCCAGAGAGAGGCUGCGAGAACGGCGGAACAACCUGACGUAUGCCCCGUCCCCUGUUGGAAGCGAUGUGUUGGCCGCCAACCCUAAUGUCAGCCCCAAUAUGCUUGGAGUGGGGACCCCGAGCGAACACAGUGCCCACUCCGCCGGGUCGUAUGUCCGACGCGCAGUGGAUGAUCUCCCCUACGCCAUGGACCGCAUUUACAGACUUAGGGAGGAGAUUCGAGCUGAAUAUGAGACGAAGAAGAGGCCGUACAAUGGGGAACUUGGCCUGGAGACAUACGACCACUGGCAGCUAGGGGACUACGUCAUCGUACGCAAGCUGGUGGAGGACAUCAUCGACGACUUCCUCAUCCACUACAUCAAGCCAGACAUCCACAUCUACGAGGCAGAGAUGAGGCAUGCCAUAGUACAAGCCGAGAAUGAAGACUGGGAGAGGACGGCAGGGGCGCUGGCAGAGAGACGAGCCGUCACACUGGUUGCCGAGGAGCUCAUGCUGCUGGCAACAAGAGAAUUGUCACGGGAGGUUGCCCAGGAAACAGUUCACAUUUUUGGCACAUUUCACAAUUUUACAACACGUAUGCUUCUCAAUACAGUGGAGAGUAUCAGUACGGGGCAGGAGAAAGGUCGCGACCCUGAAGAUCCAGCAUUCAACCUGGUGUCCCGUGGCUACUUCUCCAUGCAGACCAAUAGGAACCAGCACAGGAAGGAUAUAUGGGCGCACACACAGCACCUCCACCACAUCAAACCUCAACAGCAGCACCCGCAACCACGACCGCAACAACAACCCCAGAAGGCAAAACAACAAAAACAAAAACAGCAGCCUAAGCCCCAACAACAUGUAGAACCAGAGGAAGAGGAGGAGGAUGUUGAUGCUGAUGUGGAGGUGAUCAAGUACGACCACAUCAAGCCGAUGUCGCUGAGGAAGUAUGAGUCGUCACGGUCGGACUCAAAGGAGGUGAAUCGUGGGAAGGAAUUCGCCAAGAUCUACCACAAGAGGGAACAGCAGUACUGGAAAGGGUUGAAGACUGCUGUGAAGAAGCUGAUCGUUGGCAGGAAGUGCAAGGGUGUGCAGACAGCAAGAGUGUCACAUGACCAGCGAUUCCUUGCUUUGGGUACAGCACAUGGUGAUUUGGUUGUGUACGAUACUUGGAUGGCGCCAUGGCGGCCUGUCAGAGCCAUCCACAACAUUGACCGAGCUAACGACGGUGUUAUAGAUAUAGCAUGGAGUAUGGACGGGUCCAGACUUUCCACCAUCAACACAGGGGGGAUGCUGAUCGUGUGGUCGUUCGAUGGUGGAGGGACCCAGAGGUCGGACGUACGGGGUCUGGACAUUCAGGCCGACUCAGCUGGCUACAUUCCUCAGCAGCUGGCACGUAUCGCACUCCUUGAUGGCGACAAGAAGGAUUUCACCUACCAACAAGGUCCGUUUUCUGAGCAGGAUGUGUUGUCUAGUCCCCAGAGUCCUGUCAAGGGGGCGUUCUUCCCCAGCUUUACACUGCUCGGAACACAGCACUCUGUGUGUGCCUGUCUGGACAAUGGGGACAUGCUGAAGUGCAACCUGGAGCCGCUGUCCGUGAUGGCCGACACUGACCAGACUAUGGAGUACUCGGAGGCCCCAACAAUCUACCACUCCAACAUCUAUGAUGCAAGUUAUGGCAUCAAUCUGAUUGGACAAGGCUUGGAGGCAGAACUGUUCCGUCAACACAAACAUCCCAUUAUAUACAUCGGCUUCGUCGACAAGCUGGGAAACAUUGUCACUGUCGAUAUAAAGGGUUUCAUCAAUAUGUGGAAAUAUGACAGGCAGCACAUAUCCGGAUUCGGCUGGUUUCUGCCACAAAAGAAGUACCGCAUCCAGAUGUCCAAGAUCAUGUUCUCCCCGUCCCGCACAGAGAAACCGAAUGUGAUAUUUACAGACAAAAUAAAACAAUCAAAGAAGACAAGACAAGAUGUAGCUCGGGAGAGGAAGAAGUUGGAGACGACCCUGCAGAACAUGCAACUUGGAGACCCCUGGCACGAAACCUUCAUGGACGACCAGGGUCUGCAGUCGACAGUGUACGCCCCCAAGGGAGAAGUGAAGGAAUCGGGCGCCAUGUUCCACGUUAUCCUGCGAUACCAGGGGACUAGUCAGAUUUCAACCUACCUCACGCGCUUGUACAAACCAGAAAAGGUGAAGUGUUCUGGCAUCCUGGAGGUGUGUCAGACGUCCAGUGGGAGGGACAUGGUGUUCCUGCUGUUGUACCCCCAGUUCCCGCCCAAAGAUGCACAUAUGACAGUUCUGGUCCUUGACCUUCGAACUAUGAAGUUGAAGGACAUUAGACGGGACAUCCCUCUGACGGACGCGGAAUACAAGGAAGUGCUGCAGAAGGAUGUUGUAUCUUGUGAUGUUUCCCGAGUGUUUGGGCCGACAGGCUCUGAGUACCUCUUCCUGACAUUCAAUGGCCGUCUGCGUGUCUUGUCCCUCAACACAGGCAAACUUGUGAUGAGAGCAGAAAAUGUGUCCAGGCCAUCGUACUUUGGCGGGAAUGCCCUUGACGAGAGGCUGCUCCCCCUUCAGGCCAAUGCCGAAGUUACAACUGUGUGUAGUGGCGGCAGGAUCUACGCAGUCCUGUACAGCAUGACAUCAACUGUUCUGCACAUCCUGGAGGUGAGAGACGAGCACGACCACGACACACGCAGGAUGAUGAUCAAAGCAUAUCAAACAGGGUAUGACACAGAAAUGGUAGGCAGUGAGAUUCGUGUGGAUCCUGUUGCCUGGCAACAGAACGACCUUCAGCACAAGACGGUGGAGAUGCAGAAGCUGGUGAUGGAGGCUGUCGACAAUGCUGUCGGUCAUCGGGGACGGGGGACGCCCAGCAAGAGCCAACAGUUGGACCAAGCCCUCAAGGACAAGACAGAGAUGUACUUGGCACUGGAGGACAAGGUUGACUCGGCAGCGCUCCUGGAUGGAGUGUCACCCGAUGAGCGCAGGCGAGCGGAACGCUGAGGAACACCGGAACCACGAAACCAUAUGCCAGUGGUAUUCCUGACAAGAGUGGAUCAGUAUACUACUCAAGUUUUGAUUGGGAUUGUCCAUGUGGGAAUUGAAUGAGAGUGGUCGCUUGGAGAUGUUAUCAAACUGAAAGUGUUCAAAAACUCAUUGGAGGAAAUGUUUCUAUGUUUAUGUCUAUGUCCAUCUUCCCGAGGCAAGGGAGUUAACUGACUAUAAAAGUCUGGAAUUCCUCAGGUAAAUAUUGGCUGGACUAACGAGUCUAUGCAUAGUCCAAUCAAAAUCGCAUGACAAACUGGUUAUCCGACUGGUCAAUAGGAGGCACAUAGAAGGGACAUAACUCGUAAUAGCCACCCACUGGUGGCGCUACGAUCAAGCCCAGAAAUUCCUGCCUAGUUCAGCAAGGGUAGAAGCUGGACUUUUAUGAUCAGUUAAUGACCUUGCCUCAGGAAGAUGGUCUAUGUCAAAGUUUCUUGCUAUGAAACCCAGGUUUCCAUAUUGAUGAGAAAGUUUUAUGACAUUCAAGUCCAUAAUUCAAUAAGGGGUGGGUACAGGUGGGCACAGGUGGGCAAGUACUGAGUUCCGACCCUUAGGUUCACCAGUGACCUCUGAUCGUGGGUUUGAAUCCAAGUCCACCUAGGUUUGUCUGAGCCAUAACUAUGCAUAGGGUUUCACCAGAAGGGUAAACAUCGAAGACCUGCAUCACUUCAGCGUUUCCUCCCACAUUAAGCUGACGUCCUGAUGUAACUGAAAUACUGUUCAAAGCGGCGUGAAAUAACAAGUUCACUUCGGGUGGUCAGUGUGAGAUCAUGUCUUCAGGGGGUAGCCAUGUGGUUGAGGUGGUGGUCUCUAUGCAGAAGGAACGGGUUCAAAUCCCACAAGGGUACAAUGUGUAAAGAUCAUUAUUGGUAAAACUGACAUAAAACUAUACUCACUUUUUGAUUGUUGUGUGUCAAUCUCAUUAAAAUCAGAUCUUGGGUAUCGCUCCCGCCAAACAAAGAUCUGAGGACAUCCCAUUACAGGUCACGUCAGAACGACCUUUCA
Molecule: messenger RNA, 4649 nt
Organism: Haliotis rufescens (red abalone)
Lineage: Eukaryota; Metazoa; Mollusca; Gastropoda; Lepetellida; Haliotidae
Exons: 29
Coding region: 249-3602 (1117 amino acids)
Molecular function (GO): protein binding
Source: RefSeq, a predicted model, not a curated record